Molecule: messenger RNA, 2591 nt
Organism: Physcomitrium patens
Lineage: Eukaryota; Viridiplantae; Streptophyta; Bryopsida; Funariales; Funariaceae
Source: RefSeq, a predicted model, not a curated record
AUGUUAGCUGACCCAUCUCAGCUUAGGGACAAUCACCUCCAUGCUAGUAUCCACUUGGGGAGAUGCACUGGCAGUGUGAAUGAGGAGUUGGGAUUACCCCAGCAACUGCAGAGGGGUCUGAUGACAACUUGGCACUACGAUCAAACUUGUGACCCCUCUGGGGCUCAUCAAGUGAAGCCUCCCAGCGAUGACGGCGCUGAAGGUUUGUGUCUCUUGCUGCCCGCUUCUGCCCGACCCUCCCUCGGGCAUAUCCCGGUCACCGCAGCAUCGUGCCACAGGGACGACGGUGGGGUCCCGGCAGGGCUCGACCGACCCGCUCCCCUCCCUCCCUCCCUCACUCGCACAACCCGACCCGCGCCCCCGCUGCACCCCGCCCUCCCUCGUGGGUGGUGGUGGUGGGGAUCGGCUGGGGCUGGUGGUGGCUGCUGCUGCUGCUGGUGGCUGGCUGGUGGUGGUGGCGCCGCAGCGACGAAGGAGGAAGAGGGCGAGCGCGAGCGUCCAGGCGCAGUCAGCAGCAGGGACAAGGAAGGAAUGACCAGGAGGACCAGGAGGAGGAGGACUAGGAGCCAGCCAGCGAGCCCUUUUCUCUCUCAUGAUAUGCUCGCGCAGGAAGGGAACAAUCGCUGCCUGCCUGUCUGCCUCCGUCGUCGUCGUCGUCGUCCUUCGUUCUUAAACCCCGACGCCCCUCUCUCCUCUAUUCACAUCUCACUUCUAUCGCCUCCUUUCGUCUUCUGCUUUGUCAGAGCUUCCUGUCUCUUGUGCUGCUUCUGCUGCUGCAAGUCCCGCGGUGCUUCCACUUCUAUCUUCCUUAGAGAGAAACUGUCUCAUCGCGGACCAAAAGCUCUUGUCGUCUUUCCUGUGGCGAGAUAUUGCCUCUCGUUGUGUAGAGAUUGAUCAGUGGGUUCAGUCACUACUUUUUUUUUCUCCUUUUGUCGACGGGAUUUGAGUUAGCUGUGUUCUAUUUCUUCAAUCUGUAGAGUGCUUGCGGGUCGGGUCAGGUCGGGUCGUGUUGCUGCUCAGUGACGUUUCGAGAAAAGGUGUUUGAGAGAGGGCUUGGUUCGAUAGAUUUUGGGUGGGAAUUGGUGGGGGAUUUAAGGCAUUGGUGCGUAGUAUUUCUUUCGAUUGUGUGCGGAGGUUUUGGAGAUAUAAUAUCUUCUGGAAGAGUGAUCUACAUUUUUUAGGGGUGAAAGGCGGAGUGUUGCACGGGCGUGGAGAUUUCUGUGGUGGAAUUGGAGGUGGCGGUCGGAGGCUUGCGGGAUUGCGGUGCGCUGCUUCAGAACUUUCACGAGUGGAGGGUAGCGGUGCAUUGGAGCUUUUUAUUUUUAUUUAUUUUUAUUUUUUAAAAUAUUUUAAAGCAGGGUAGUUGGUCGCAUUCUAGCUAUGGCACCCACAACAGCAGGUUGCUGCCAAUUGUUGCAAGCGCCAUCCCACGAGCCCAUUGAGAUGGAAUCCGGAAGACGACGUCUCACUCUUGAUAGCUGGGUUUGCUUGCCUAUGCUUCGGCCAGUGCGGACGACUAGUAGCAUUGCGGCGCAGUUGUCAUCACCUGCUCCAAGUUCUUGCACGACACAGAAAGAUUUGUCUCUUGCCAAGCCCAUGACGUUGGACGUUUCCUUCAUCGGGGUCGAUGAAACGCUCUCACGGGAGUCUUGUUGCGAAACACCCAAAUCGAAAGAGCACAGAAUACCCGAAGUUGAUGUUACCUUUUGCCCUCCAGCUCCAAGGAAGCCCCGUGCAAUGGCUCGUCGUCGACGCAUGCAGCCCACAAGUUUCUUCAACACGCUUGACUUCGAGAAUUUUCUCUCCCAGCACAAAGUGCAAGUGAGCAGUUAGAAGGAGGCGAAAUCUUCUCGAACGUUCACAAGGUGUUCUCCAGAGGUCUUCGAGUUUUAUUCCUCUCCGGAGUGCUUGUACAGAUGCUUGUGCGCGACGAUCAACGUGUUGUCGAAAUUUAACAGCCGACGCGGAAGCAAAGAAAUGGAGAGACCUCUGGGAUGACCGAAUCAAUGAGGCCAUUGUCGCAAUCAGCCUCAGGCUUCUUCCAUUAUUUUACGAACAUUUCCUUCAGACGUGGAGCUCUUCCUCGGUGCAGCACAUGACAUUGGGUUCGUCCAGAGGAUGUUCUAUGAAAGUCCGGCUUCUGCUCGUACGCCGAAGUGCAAUGGUUCAUGCACUGUGUGUAAAUAGCGGGCUUCGGGUGAUGAGGGUCAUGCUUUGUGUAGGAUUUAUUGUUGGCUCCAGAACCUCCACCGCGGGCAAGUAGGGAAAUUUUGUUAGCCCGGAAGCGGGGGAUGCUUUUUUCGCAAUGUACUUUCCUCAUCGAGAGAAUGAUGCGGCCAUGCUUCUCAGUUUGGAGAGUAGGUCGAGAGAUGACAUGAUGGUAGAAGUAAGAACGUGUGUCGUGAUCUAUUUGCUUUCACCUGCGCCUGUUCAUCAUGUGGGAGCGGGCGCAGGAAGCUGAGAGUCGGCCAUGAGUGAGAGAAGUCCUUCGAGGCUGUGCUGCUGGGGUCUAGCCCGGCAUAGCUCAACCCAGGAUCAUGUAAUUUACAACUCCAACGUCAAUCAUCAUGUUGUUUCUUUCUCUUUUCAAA